CGGCCAUGUCCGCCCGGCAGGAGCGGAACCGGUCCUUUCUCGAGGCCGUCGACCGCCUUGGGUACGUGCCGCAAGGGCGCUUCGCUGGCGCAGGGCCGCUCGAGCCCAAGGAUGUGGACUCGCUCAUGCGCGGCUCGCUCGAGCCUGUGUGGCACUGGGUAGCGCUCAACGUCCACGCGCCCGCGACCAUGGAGUUGUACCGGCGCAACGUCCGCGUUGCCCGCCACGAAGCCACGAGUGCUGUGGCCGAGCGCCAGCGGAAGCGCGACGCGUGCGUUGCCUUGAAGGAGAAGAAAGCUUUCCUGGAGCGUACGCUGGCCAACAUGCGUUCCGAGAACCAGAAGGAGCUCGCCGCUCUCUCAACCAUGGAGCACGACACGCAUGUGUUUGCAGAGACGGUACGCCAGCGCCAGCGCAGCCAAGUGCUCCUGCACGGACAAGCCCAUGCGUUGCAGUGCAACCAAGCCGCGCACGUGGCCACGGUGGCCGACAUGAAGCAGCGCUUGUUGCCGCGGUUCUCGCCGAUGCAAAAGGCGACCCGAGAGAUGGUCGAUACUGCCUUGGAUACGCUGCAGCACGACUGUGCCACGCAGCGCGACCAGAUCGAUCCGCCUGUGACCAACCUCGUCGAGAAGGUCUUUCGGGUCUGCAGCGGACUCGACAUCGUCCACGCGCUCCAGCAGCAGCCGCCAGCAACGCUUCCCACAGCAUCUGUCGAUGCCCAACGACCCGAGCCGACCAGAAAGAUCGAUACGCUCACGUCCGUGCGCGCCCUUCUCCAGGAGCGACAGCAACACCACAUUGCUCAGUUUGUGCAAACCAUGAAGCUACGCCAAGCAACGGAAAAGCAGUACCCGCCGUCCGCGCUACCUCGAUUCCCAACCCCCCUCUCGCCUUCGCUGCGCGCGUAUCUGGAAGCGGACGAGGCCCACGUCGUCGCCACAGCCGUCUACGCUGUCGUAGUGCAGUACGAGCAAGAGGUCGAGGCGGCGAUAUCCGCGAAGCAAACGCUCAACACCCACAUCCAGAACCAAGUGCACGAGAUCACGGCGUUCACAAGCCGCUUCGAGGCGACGACGCGUGCGAUCUCGACUGCGUUUCAGCGCAACCGAGCCCUCGUGCUGCAUAUUUUGGACCAGCACAACCAGCUCUUGGUCGCAGUGCACGCCAACAUUCUAUCGCCGUACUUCGGCCAAGUCGCGCCACUCGAGCAGCAGCUACAUGCGCUCGGCCAUGAAGAGCGCUCGGCGGCAGUCUUCCCGUCGCACCCUACGCCGUUUGUGGCCAAGAUCAGUGACCCGCACGACGCACUCUACCGCCUUGCGCAGAGCCUCGACGUGCCCGACUACGGCAAUGUCCACCAGCUUCUCCGCGCUUUCGAUGGCGAGACCCAGCUACGCCUCUACGCCCACCUGCAGCACAUGUAGACAUGGCUGCUUAGCGGUGCCUCUCAUGCACACGUCGUAGUCUGACAGCGCUCGAGGCCCAGAAGGCAACUGCGACCGCUAUGGCCACGCAGCACCAAGCUGUCCUUGCCCAAGUCGCCGAACUCCACGCGUGCGAUGCGUCGCAGUGGGCGCCCCGUGUACAGCAGCUCCAGGCGCAGGCCGAAGCUAUCCUCACAACGCACCUGCCGGCGCUACUGGCUGCGAUCAACGAUUGGUUUCACCAGCCAGCGCAGCAGUUGAUUACUGCCUAAGAUGAGCUUCAAGAAGGUGGAAUAUACUGAGUCGUGUGGAUGGCGACUACGGAUCGUGGGCCUUGGUGGCCGCGACGCGAA
Molecule: messenger RNA, 1780 nt
Organism: Saprolegnia diclina VS20
Lineage: Eukaryota; Oomycota; Saprolegniomycetes; Saprolegniales; Saprolegniaceae
Exons: 7
Coding region: 6-1427 (473 amino acids)
Biological process (GO): spindle assembly
Cellular component (GO): HAUS complex
Source: RefSeq, a predicted model, not a curated record